GUCCUCUUUUAGCGCCAAAUCCACAUUUUUAUUCGCUAGCGUGGUUAUUAACUUUGUUGCUAAACUUGUUCGUCUUGUUGUAAUUGCAACGUGCACCUCUUGUUUGUCUUCAUUUAGGUCUAUAUAAGAAUCAGUUUAACAGCAACAGGAUGGUGGGAGAGAAUGUUGUGGGUUCGAGUAGGAACGAACACGAGGACGACGCUACCAUUCCGUUGAGAUCAACUGGACAGAAAUUACCGAGCUCUGCAUGCGACGAUGACAACAUUACCCCGAAUUCUGACUCUUCAGCUUCGAAAUUCGUCUACGUUUUGGCUUUCUUUAGCGCCAUCGGUGGCUUCCUGUUUGGAUACGAUACGGGUGUCGUGUCGGGUGCUAUGUUGAUUAUCCGGAAAGAAAUGGAAUUGAGCAAUGCAUGGCAUGAAGCUAUCGUGGCAUCCACCAUUGCAGCAGCCUGGAUCUUUUCAUUAUUUGGUGGCUACCUUUCUGAUCGAUUGGGUCGUAAGCCCGUCAUUUUGGCCGCUAGCGUCGUUUUCACUGUCGGAUCUAUCAUAAUGGGAGCUGCCGAUGGCAAGGAAGUUCUACUCGCUGGUCGUAUUGUCGUCGGCAUCGGAAUCGGUUGGAUGUCGACGACCGUCUCCGUCUACAUAGCUGAGGCAAGUCCAGCGCAUCUUCGUGGCCGUCUGGUAGCCUUCCAGAGCGUCAUGAUAACGAUGGGACGUUUCUUUGGAGCGUUGGCAUCUGCCGUGGCGUUCACGCUUUAUCCGCCCGUUACCGGACGGAAACAGCCUGUCCUGAUGAUGACAACUGAUUUGCUAACGGCCACCAAAGCUGCUGGAGCUCAUCUUUCUCAUUCUCACCAUCACUUGCCAUUCCGUCUUCAAUGGCUGGACGUGCUGAAUUUCUCCAGCCGCAGGUACAUGUUGGGCAUAGCAGCAAUUCCGGCUGUGGUCCAGUUUGUUGGUUUCCUGCUGAUGCCCGAAAGUCCACGCUGGCUCUUUAGCCACGGCAAGCCGGAAGAAGCUCGCAAAGUUCUCCAACGCAUUCGUGGACCGUGCCACAACAUUGAUGAUGAGCUCGAAGCGAUUAAAGCCUCGGUGGACGAAUCGGAGCGUGAACUCGGAUACCGACGACAGAGAGGCCAGACAGCCAAUGUCAUCAUUCAAAUCCUUCAAAGUGCGCCCGUCCGUCGGGCACUUUUCCUCGGUUGCUUGUUGCAAAUGUUCCAGCAAAUUGCAGGCAUCAACACCGUCAUGUACUACAGCGCCACCAUUAUUCAAAUGGCCGGAUUCUACGAUACGGCUAAAGCAAUUUGGCUCUCGGCAUUGGUGGCUUCCGUCAAUUUCAUUUGCACUUUUCUCGGCAUCUAUUUGGUGGAGAAAGUCGGCCGACGUCGACUCACGCUCGGCUCCCUAUUGGGUGUCGUUUUGUCCUUGGCUUUCCUAGCCGUUGGAUUCAUGAUCGUUGAUUCCAAUGGCUACGCCGUGACGGAAUUCUAUCACAACAAGACCGAUCUCUGCAAUUCAGCUUUGGAAUGCAACGAAUGCAACUCCAUCAUCGAUUGCGGAUUCUGUUUUAUGGACAAUCCAGCCAGCGGCGGUAUCUUGAAAGGCUCCUGUCUUUUAAGCAAAGAGAAUUCCACAUUUAUGUCAGACUACGGGCCGUGUAGCAAUCUAUCCAGCAUGGCCGGAUUUUCUGGUAGUGCUGCUGCUGCUGGCCAAUCGCCAUUCAUUUAUGCUUAUGGGUGGUGCCCGUCACCCCAUGGCUGGAUCACCGUCUUGGGAUUGAUGACUUAUCUCCUCUUUUUCGCUCCAGGAAUGGGACCGAUGCCGUGGACCAUCAACGCCGAGAUCUACCCACUUUGGGCCAGGAGCACGUGCAACAGCAUCGCCACUUCUACCAAUUGGUUCUUCAAUUUCCUCGUCUCCAUGACGUUCUUGACCAUCACCGAGAUCUUAACACGUCAAGGUGCUUUCAUUUUCUAUUGCGCACUAUCCACCGUCGGGCUCCUCCUCUUUUGGUGGCUCCUGCCGGAAACUAAAGGUCGAACACUGGAAGAAAUGGAAGUCGUUUUUAGUCGCCCGAGGAGUUGCCCGAUGCCUUGGGGAAGCUGGACAUCUAAGAAAUCGAAAACGGGCGAUAUCGCAUCAAGUCCAGACAGUGGUCCGGAAUCCAGCAAAAAUGUCCAAUUCCACGAUUCGAGUCGAAUUUGAAUCAACGACAUAUCUCCUCACCACAGGUAUCUACCGAGAGCUUGAAACAUUAUACAAAACAUAUGCGAGUACCGUAUUAGAAAGAAGAAGCCAAAAAUCGUGAAGGCCAGGAAAACUCGUGCAAACCCCACAAAGAAAUCAGAUAUCUAAUUUUUUUUUCACUACCAAUUGUUCUUUUUUAUAAAAAAAGAGACUGCAAUUUUUUUGAUUUAUUUUCUGUUUGAUUUUGUUAUAUGUGCAUCGUGGAAACCACAAUUUUUUUUUCAAAAUGCGCUUGUCAAAGUUUGUCUGUCUCUGUUUUCCCGUUCUUUGCUUUCCAUUUCAAACGUGACAUUAUUUUAUGAUCAGUGUGAUUGUGUAUCAACGUUUGUCGCCAAGACUGAAAAAACUUUCGAGAUUUAUAAACAAGAAAUCCCCAAGCAAAUGA
Molecule: messenger RNA, 2637 nt
Organism: Daphnia carinata
Lineage: Eukaryota; Metazoa; Arthropoda; Branchiopoda; Diplostraca; Daphniidae
Product: proton myo-inositol cotransporter-like
Exons: 13
Coding region: 150-2210 (686 amino acids)
Biological process (GO): transmembrane transport
Cellular component (GO): membrane
Molecular function (GO): myo-inositol:proton symporter activity
Source: RefSeq, a predicted model, not a curated record